UGUUUUUAGGUUUGUGUGGAGAAAAAAAGUCGGAACCUGCAUGCCUUUGGUGGCUGCGUUUCUUCCUUGGCGUUGUGUUGGUGGAAUCUCUCUCUCUCUCUCUCUGACUCUGUGUCUCUUUCCCAGGCCAGGACCGCGCGAAACACGUAAAUUCCCCUUCAAACACACAAACAAAACGCAGUGUUUGAAGCAUCUCUAUAUAUACCCCCCCUUCUCAGCCAAACAAUCCCCAUUCCCUCUUCUCUAACCCUAUCUUCUCUCUUGUCUUGAUUCCAUUCAAUUUAAACCUCAGGGCGUGGCAAGUUUCAACCUUUUUCCAGCACCCAUUAACAUUAACAUGGCCAUUCCCUACCCCCAUUUCAUCGCCACCGAGAAAGCCGCCAUGGACGCCGGCCUCCUCCACCCCUCCUCCCCCUCCUCCGUCAUCCUCACCCAAGACGACCUCAAGAAAAUCGCCGCCUACAAGGCCGUCGAGUACGUCGAGUCCGGCAUGGUCCUCGGCCUCGGCACCGGCUCCACUGCCAAGCACGCCGUCGACCGCAUCGGCGAGCUCCUCCGCCAAGGAAAACUCAAAGACAUCGUCGGAAUCCCCACCUCCACCAAAACCCACGACCAGGCCCUCUCCCUCGGCAUCCCCCUCUCCGAUCUCGACUCCCACCCCACCGUCGAUCUCGCCAUCGACGGCGCCGACGAGGUCGAUCCCUUCCUCAACCUCGUCAAGGGCCGCGGCGGCUCCCUCCUUCGAGAAAAGAUGGUCGAGGGCGCCUGCAAGAAGUUCAUCGUCAUCGUCGACGAGUCCAAGCUCGUUAACUAUUUGGGGGGUAGCGGCUUGGCCAUGCCCGUUGAGGUUAUUCAGUUCUGUUGGAGGUUCACCGCGGCGAGGUUGCAGAAGCUUUUUCAGGAGGCUGGGUGCGUUGCCAAGCUUAGGACUUUCGCGGAGAAGGAUGAACCUUAUGUCACGGAUAAUGGGAACUUUAUUGUGGAUUUGUAUUUCGAGAGGAGUAUUGGGGAUUUGAAGGCUGCCAGUGAUGCAAUUUUGCAGCUUGCUGGAGUUGUGGAGCAUGGCAUGUUUCUUGAUAUGGCUACCACUGUUAUUGUUGCAGGGGAGCUAGGGCUGACGGUGAAGAACAAGUAGUUGUUCUUGGUGGUUAGGAGAAUGAAGGUAGGUUAAUUGGUCAAGGUUGACAUGGGGCUUCUAAGUUCUAACCCAUUUGUAUGGUUUAGUAGCAAAGGUUUUAAUUCAGGGGGGAAAAAGGGGUGGGGGGGAUUUUGAUGAAAUCCUUUUGUUAUUCAAUACAAAUGUUGGAGAAAGUUUCUAAAUUCUCCGGUAGUUUUGUUUUGUUUUAGGGACGGGGGGAUUUAGUUUGAGCAAGCAGAAAGCAAAAUGGAGAAAUGAGUAUUGAUCUCAUGCAAUGGCUGUUGUGUGGUACUGAAUCGGUUGUCCGCACAAUAUGUUGUUGAAUUGACUGUGUUUUAACAUAUUGAAUUUAUCUAUCUAAUUCAAUUUUUCGUAGCCU
Molecule: messenger RNA, 1517 nt
Organism: Glycine soja
Lineage: Eukaryota; Viridiplantae; Streptophyta; Magnoliopsida; Fabales; Fabaceae
Product: probable ribose-5-phosphate isomerase 2
Exons: 1
Coding region: 338-1135 (265 amino acids)
Biological process (GO): pentose-phosphate shunt, non-oxidative branch
Molecular function (GO): ribose-5-phosphate isomerase activity
Source: RefSeq, a predicted model, not a curated record